Messenger RNA from Equus caballus (horse), 3394 nucleotides. RefSeq names its product dehydrodolichyl diphosphate synthase subunit (gene DHDDS). The record is from RefSeq and is a predicted model, not a curated record. NCBI's taxonomy places the organism in Eukaryota, Metazoa, Chordata, Mammalia, Perissodactyla, Equidae. Gene Ontology annotation, molecular function: ditrans,polycis-polyprenyl diphosphate synthase [(2E,6E)-farnesyl diphosphate specific] activity. Gene Ontology annotation, biological process: polyprenol biosynthetic process. Gene Ontology annotation, cellular component: endoplasmic reticulum; dehydrodolichyl diphosphate synthase complex.
CAGCGCCCAGCGAUGACGUGUUCUUCCAGCGCCACGUCGUGAGGAAGUGUCGGCCUGUUGGAGCGGUUGGAAGACGCUGCCCGGAGCCGAGGAGGUUCUGGGUUCCAGCGGUGAACGAAAAGAGAGAGAGAGUUUUCUGGCUGGUUUCAUCUUGUUCUGGGCUCAUCUUCUGUCAGGGCAAGAACUAUGUCAUGGAUCAAGGAAGGAGAGCUGUCACUUUGGGAGCGGUUCUGUGCCAACAUCAUAAAGGCAGGCCCAAUGCCCAAACACAUUGCGUUUAUAAUGGAUGGGAACCGUCGCUAUGCCAAGAAGUGCCAAGUGGAACGGCAGGAGGGCCACUCACAGGGCUUCAACAAGCUGGCUGAGACUCUGCGCUGGUGUUUGAACCUGGGCGUCCUAGAGGUGACGGUCUACGCGUUCAGCAUUGAGAACUUCAAGCGCUCCAAGAGUGAGGUAGACGGGCUCAUGGAUCUGGCCCGGCAGAAGUUCAGCCGCUUGAUGGAGGAACAGGAGAAACUGCAGAAGCAUGGGGUAUGCAUCCGGGUCCUGGGUGAUCUGCAUUUGUUGCCCUUGGAUCUCCAGGAGCUGAUUGCACAAGCUGUGCAGGCCACCAAGAACUACAACAAGUGUUUCCUGAAUGUCUGCUUUGCAUACACAUCCCGUCACGAGAUCAGCAAUGCUGUGAGAGAGAUGGCCUGGGGAGUAGAGCAAGGCCUGCUGGAUCCCAGUGAUGUCUCUGAGUCUCUGCUUGAUAAGUGCCUCUAUACCAACCACUCUCCUCAUCCCGACAUCUUGAUACGGACUUCUGGGGAAGUGAGGCUCAGUGACUUCCUGCUCUGGCAGACCUCCCACUCCUGCCUGGUGUUCCAACCCGUUCUGUGGCCAGAAUACACGUUUUGGAACCUCUGUGAGGCCAUCCUGCAGUUCCAGAUGAACCAUAGCAUGCUUCAGGAUUUUCAGGGGGCAGGAGUCCGAGACCAAACUCCUACAGUAGUCCAGCAGAAGGCCCGAGACAUGUAUGCAGAGGAGCGGAAGAGGCAGCAGCUGGAGAGGGACCAGGCUGCAGUGACAGAGCAGCUGCUGCAAGAGGGGCUCCAGGCCAGUGGGGACGCCCAGCUCCGAUGGACACGCUUGCACAAACUCUCAGCCAGACGGGAAGAGCGGGUCCAAGGCUUCCUGCAGGCCCUGGAACUCAAGCGGGCUGACUGGCUGGCACGUCUGGGCACUGCAUCAGCCUGAGGGAGGCUGGCCUCCUGUCACUUUGCCCUGCCCUUUGCCACCCCCCGUCCCCCCCCACCAGGGCCCUACUCCUCUUUCUUUUCUUGGUGAAAGGCACCUCCCUCCUGAUGAAUUGUGUUCCCUUUGCUUGGCAGGGGAGCCCCAGAGGCCAGGUCUGCUGGCCAUAGAUACCUUUGGGCUGCCUGAGACAGUGGCCCCUAGGGAGGGUUGAGGGCGAGAGUCUCCCACAAGUACACUAAACCCAGCUCUGCUGGUCAGUAGGUUUGGACAGCAGGGGGCCCCAACUCUUCUGCUGCCUGCUCCUUCCACGCGUGUGCUCCUAGACACACUUUCUUUUUCCACCAGCACAUCCUUCGAUACACAGAAUUGAGGGGAAGAGCUCUCCCCAAACCCUCGCCCUUUACCCAUCUUCUUAGCCUUCCACCUGACUUUCACAAAAGAUUUGGUUCCACCUCGGAUCUGCUGGUAAAUAGCUAAUAGGCAGCCAGCAUAAUUUGGGCAAGGAAGGGGAGGGAGAGAGAGAAAAAAUGUGCCCAUCUGCUGCUCCUCCCCCUUGGCUCUCCACCUGGGAUUUGCUAUUGAAUCUCUACCCCCUCCCACCCUGCAGUGCUGAUUGCUCACUGAAAGGCUCAGCGCCCCCAAUGGCGCCGAAGCCAGGCGGGUGAUUACAAUCCAAUUACCUAUUGUCGACUCAGCCCACACAAGCUUUUCUCCUCCUUUUGCAGGGCAUGGGGCCAGGUUCCGCUCCCCAGUGAGACUGGCCCCCUCGAGGGGUACAGGGUAACAGAAGAGCCUCUAGGCCCUGGUGAAUCUAAUCCAGCACAGGCCUCCUUCCCUGGAACACAUCAGGACCAAGAGCACAGAAACAAGUGCUUCUCCCGGCUGACUGGGCCUCCUGACCUCACCAUCUCAGACUGCUUCCCACCUCCUCAAUCUGUGAGGCUUCUUCUCUCAGCUUUUUGACCUGGCCCCCUAACUAGGCCCUGAAACAAUUUGUUCUCAGCAUGGCAGAAUCUCAGCUUGGGAGGGCCAAGGCUGCCCAGCAGGAAGAAGGCCAAAUCAAGGGCCAUGUCCUUUCCCUUACCUCUCCCUGCCAGACCUCGCUGCAGAGCUGCUGAGAGGAUUAGUGCCUUUGAAGAGUUGUCUGCCUGAGCAAUUCUGUGCUUCAGGUGCAGCAAGCACCGGCCGGUAAUACCAACCAAACGCUAUUCUGUUUAGUCUUCCCGUUUUACUUUCUGCAAACUGUUUCCCAGCACCUCCCUCUAGGGGAGAGGGAGGGUCCUGCAAGCAGUGGUAAGAGCAUACUCUUUAAAUCCCUAACUUUCCUAUACUCCAGUCUCCUCUUCCCCUUCCUGUGCCUGAAUACCUGGCACAAGAGACCCCUUGGCCAUCCUCCCUGCUCCCAGAAUCAAUUGUAAAUGCCAGACACUGCGAUUGAGAAGCCAACCCAUGCACCUUUGGCAAGCCCCCCCCACACACCUGGCACUCCCCACUACCAAUGGCUGGCAAAGGGUUCCCAGAGAGCAGGUGCUGUACAUUUUCCAGCUUUACAAUGGGGCUGUUGACAGCCUUAAUUAGGGAGGCAUGAAUUAUGCGGCUAUAAUACAGAGCCCUACAAUUAAGGCGGGAAUGAGGGGCUGGAGGCAGCAAACGGAAUCUGCCCUGUGAGCGUGGCUGUUGAGUCCUGUCUCCGUUCUCUGUCUGACUUUGCCUAAUAUGACUUGGGUACAGCAGAGGUGAUUAAUGGGGCUGGUAUCUCCCUUUGGCCUGAGGUCCCGUGUUCUGGGAGAGGUGCACAGAGUGGGGUGGGGUGAGGUGGGGUGGGGUGGGAGGGGAGGGGCUGCCCCAGGAGGCACUGUAGGGGUGGAAAGAGACUGAGAGGCCACCUAGAAGCAGGGGCUGCAGAUAGUUGAACUCAUUGUGGUUGCUUUCUACCAGUAUGAUUUGUGCAAACCAGCUUCAACCCUUGCCUCAAGAAAUAGGUGGGGACCUAUUUAAAUGUCUUCCUACUUUUGAGCUGAGCCCCCACUUGAGGAUAUUUACCGUGUUUUUGUGUUCUCCUGGGUGUCAAAUAGAAUUUUAAGAAUUCUUUCUUGAAUGUAAAACUUGUUUGCUACCAGUGCAAUGUAAAGAACAUCUUGUUUUGCUGCUGCAA